AGUGAACAGUGAAACCUUAAUAAUUACGACGAGCGGUUUGGUAAAACGCAACACUUACAGGACGUGUAAAACCUGGCUAACCAAACAGUGUGCGAGCACAUUUCUCUGGGCAGAACAAAAUGGAUUAUAUAAACUUUCCCAACCUGACCAGCGUUUAUUCGCCCAACCGUGAGGCGUGUCUAGUGCUAAAUAAGACCAAAAUCUUGAUUAACCUCUACGAAGGUAUCCCGGAGACGUUGCUGCUUAAUGUGAUAGCAUGGUUUUUCUUGAUAUUGCUGUUCACGCUGCUCCGUCAGCAAGCCUGGGAUUAUGGGCGGCUAGCAUUAGUGAACAGUCACGGCGAGAACAAACGCUGGACGCAACUGUUCUAUGCUCAUGGCAACGUGCCCGGUGGUGGUGGGACGAUGGGCAGCUCGACGGAAACUUCAGACACACUCAAUAGCCUCAACAUCGAUCGGGGAUUCUUCUCCUGGAUAGUUGCCACAUUUCGUCUAACGAAGGAACAAAUACUUACGCACAGUGGCCCGGAUGCAGUGCACUACCUUUCAUUUCAGCGACACCUGAUCGUUUUGAUGGGUAUUAUGACGGUGAUUUCGAUCGCUAUUAUACUUCCGAUCAAUUUUGCCGGCACGCUCAGCGGUGAUAAGAACUCGUUCGGGCACACGACAAUUUCGAACCUCGAUCCAGAUUCACCCUCGAUGUGGGCCCACGUCGUGUUUGCCAUUGCCUACGUACCGAUGGUGGUGUUGAUUAUGCGGCGUGCAUCUGGUCGCAAUGCUUUCAAAACCGCGCCGACGCGCACGAUCAUGGCGACCAACAUUUCGCAAGGCGAUUGCAGCAAAACCAUCAUAAGAACCUACCUGCAGCAGCUAUUCCCGGAAGUGUCGGUCGAAGACAUCCAACUGGCCUACAAUAUAUCAAGUUUGAUUAAAGCGGCUGAAGAAUAUGAGCGAACAGUCGAAGCACGCAUCUACUGUGACGCCCACCGAAAUCGGGAUGCAAUCCAGGCUCAACCGUCUUGUUUCAGCUGUGAAAAGGUAGACGCAUUGGAGUAUUACAAAGAUCACGAAACACAAUUGGCUGGUGAGGUGGCACGGUUGCGUGCUUCGGCACUGAACGAACCGCUCGGCAUUGCAUUCGUGACGCUCAAUUCGGCCCACGAAGCACAACACGUUAUGCUGCAUUUUAAGCCGGGGACGUAUCGUGAGUGGAAUCUUUCGUUUGCCCCGGCUCCAUCGGAUAUAUUCUGGGAAAAUCUCAACAUCGAUACAGCCCAGUGGUACUGCAAGUGGGCAACAGUUAACUUUGCACUAUUUCUGUUUCUAUUUUUCCUUACCACCCCCGUCAUCAUUGUGAAUCAGCUGGACACGCUAUCGCUAACGAAAAACACCACCUCGCAGAUCAGCAAGAUCAGCCCGCUAGUUUCGGAAUUCCUGCCCACGUUACUGCUGUGGUCCCUGUCCGCAUUGAUGCCAGUCAUCGUCGCCUACUCGGACACGUGGUUGUCGCACUGGACACGGUCGAGACAAAACUAUCUCAUUAUGACAAAAACAUUCGGCUAUCUACUGUUCAUGAUAUUAAUCCUACCGUCCCUCGGUUUGACGAGCGCCCAGGCGCUACUGCAAUGGACUAUUGAGUCGAACGACACGUACCGGUGGGAGUGUAUCUUUCUGCCGGACAAAGGUGCAUUCUUUGUAAACUAUAUCAUUACCGCCGCGUUCAUCGGUACGGCGCUCGAGUUGAUACGUUUUCCGGAUCUUAUUUGCUAUCUUUGGAAACUAGCGACGGCAAAAUCACGGGCCGAGACACCCUACAUACGGAAAUCUAUCCUUAUCACAUUCCCGUUUGGUAUCCACUAUGCCUGGAUGGUGAUGGUGUUUACGACUAGUACUGUCUACAGUUUGGCCUGUCCACUAAUCAUGCCUUUCGCCAUGGUAUACAUCACGCUGAAACACUUCGUCGACAAGCAUAAUCUCUUUUUUGCAUUCGCACCAUCGAACAUGAUCAGUCAAGGUAGUGGGGGUAAAAUUCACAGCACUGCCGUCACUAUGACAAAAUUUUCGGUUGUCCUGUUGCUGAUCAUCAUGGCAGCGUUGGCAGUGGUGCGCACUGGUAAGCUUGAGUUACGUGCAGGUGUGCUAAUCAUGGCCUUGUGCGUAACGCUCGUCAUGUUCGCAUGCAUGUCACCGAUUAAACGGUGCACAACAUCACCUCUGCGCAUCGUCGAAAUGGAUGGACCAGCUCCGAUCUACGUGGCGGAUGUGUUGAUUAACCGACGCAUGGUGUCGGACAGCCCGUCUCAUCUCAGCUAUGGAUCAGAUACGACAAUGAACAUUGUGAUGAAUGAUGCCGGUACACCGUACAAACUUAUCGUGAAAAUGCCGUCUGCAAUUGGAAUCGAUUUGGGCACGACGUACUCGUGCGUAGGAGUGUUUCAGCAUGGAAAGGUGGAAAUCAUUGCCAACGACCAGGGCAACCGAACCACUCCAAGCUAUGUUGCUUUCUCGGACACGGAGCGGCUUAUUGGUGACGCAGCCAAGAAUCAGGCGGCCAUGAACCCUACAAACACAGUGUUCGAUGCUAAACGAUUGAUCGGACGCCGGUAUGACGACCCGAAGAUUCAGGCCGAUCUUAAACACUGGCCAUUCACGGUGGUGAACGACUGCGGAAAGCCAAAGAUCCAGGCGGAAUUCAAAGGAUCACGCAAGACGUUUGCGCCAGAGGAGAUCAGCUCGAUGGUGUUGACGAAAAUGAAGGAAACGGCUGAAGCAUACCUGGGCCAUUCGGUGAAGAACGCGGUCAUCACAGUGCCAGCCUACUUCAACGACAGUCAGCGACAGGCUACGAAGGACGCCGGUGCCAUCGCGGGUCUGAAUGUGAUGCGCAUCAUCAACGAACCGACGGCGGCCGCACUGGCUUAUGGUUUGGACAAGAAUCUGAAAGGCGAACGCAACGUGUUGAUAUUCGAUCUGGGCGGCGGAACGUUCGACGUAUCCAUUCUGACCAUCGACGAGGGCUCGCUGUUCGAAGUACGAGCCACUGCCGGCGAUACACAUCUGGGAGGGGAAGAUUUCGACAAUCGAAUGGUGACCCAUUUCGUGGAGGAGUUCAAGCGCAAGUUCAAAAAGGACCUAUCGACGAACGCCCGGGCACUGCGGCGCCUGAGGACGGCUUGCGAGAGAGCGAAACGUACGCUUUCCUCCAGCACGGAGGCGACGAUCGAGAUCGACGCUUUGAUGGAUGGCAUCGACUACUACACGAAAAUCAGCCGUGCCCGCUUCGAGGAGCUUUGCUCGGAUCUGUUCCGCUCCACGCUGCACCCGGUGGAAAAAGCCCUCACGGACGCAAAAAUGGACAAAGGCGCUAUUCACGACAUCGUCCUAGUGGGCGGUUCUACUCGCAUUCCGAAGGUACAAUCGCUGUUGCAGAACUUCUUCAGUGGCAAAUCCUUGAACUUGUCGAUCAAUCCCGACGAAGCGGUGGCCUACGGUGCGGCGGUCCAAGCGGCUAUUCUUAGUGGCGAUAAGGACGAAAAGAUCCAGGACGUGUUGUUGGUCGAUGUGGCUCCGCUAUCUCUGGGAAUCGAAACCGCCGGAGGUGUGAUGACUAAGCUGAUCGAGCGCAACUCACGUAUCCCGUGUAAACAGACACAGUCCUUCUCGACCUACGCGGACAACCAGCCGGGCGUGUCGAUCCAGGUGUUCGAAGGCGAGAGGGCGAUGACAAAGGACAACAAUCUGCUGGGCCAGUUCGACCUUUCGGGCAUUCCGCCGGCACCGCGCGGUGUGCCAAAGAUCGAGGUCACGUUCGAUCUAGACGCGAACGGCAUUCUGAACGUAUCGGCGAAGGAAAUGAGCACUGGCAAGGAGAAAAACAUCACGAUCAAGAACGACAAGGGUCGCUUGUCGCAGGCUGACAUCGACCGUAUGCUGGCCGAGGCGGAGAAGUUCCGCGAGGAGGAUGAAAAGCAGCGAGAGUGCGUUGCAGCGCGCAACCAACUCGAGGCGUACUGUUUCAGCCUGAAGCAAUCGCUAGAGGCAGCCGGUUCGAAGCUAAGCGAAAGCGAUCGCAAAACAGUAGAGGACCGGUGCAACGAGGCCCUGCGCUGGAUCAACGGUAACAGUAUGGCAGAGAAAGAGGAGUACGAUCACAAAAUGCAGGAGCUAUCGCGAGCCUGCAGUCCGAUCAUGACGAAGCUGCAUCAGCAGUCAGGAGCCGGUCCAUCUCCGACCAGUUGUGGACAGCAAGCUGGCGGUUUCGGUGGACGAACGAGACCGACAGUAGAGGAAGUUGAUUAAGAGGCAGACAAAGCGGCCAGCUUCAGGAGUAAUACUGGCAAGGCGUACAAGAAGACUGUGCUAUUAGC
Molecule: messenger RNA, 4366 nt
Organism: Anopheles moucheti
Lineage: Eukaryota; Metazoa; Arthropoda; Insecta; Diptera; Culicidae
Exons: 3
Coding region: 120-4298 (1392 amino acids)
Biological process (GO): protein refolding; cellular response to unfolded protein
Cellular component (GO): cytoplasm; membrane
Molecular function (GO): ATP binding; heat shock protein binding; ATP hydrolysis activity
Source: RefSeq, a predicted model, not a curated record